AUACCAUUGCAGAUUUAAUCAAUAGCAAUGCGACAAAAAUAAAAUUAUACCAUUUCAUAAAACAAAAUAAAUAAAACAGUACCAAAACAAAACUAUAGCAAAGCAAUUGAAAGAGUACCAUUCCAUUUGGGCUUUCUUCUUCUGAUUAUGACGUCGGCAGAGUAGCCUUUCCAGCCAUCCCGAGAGGCCAACGGAGACGGAGAGAGAGAGAGAGACUACUUGGCCUCCAAUUUGGACGAUCUCAGCGGUGGGUACAAUGGCCAGACACGGUGGGGACAACGGCGUAGCCCGUCAGGGAGAGGGAGGGAAGUGGGAGUCGAGAGAGAGGGGUUGGCCGAUUUAGCGGUGGAGGCAAGGGCAGAGGCGACGGGAAUGGCGGCGUAACCUGGCAGGGAGAGGGAGGGAGGUGGCACGCGAGAGAGAUGGAGAAUAGGCUUGUAUUAGGGUUUUGAUAAAAUAUAUAUAAAUUAAUUUUGUUAAGGAUAGUAAUCAGAUGUGAUAUAAUUUUUGUUUCCAAAACUAUCCUUAAUCUAAUCUUGAUCGUCAAUUUUAAGAUAAGAUAAAAUAAAGCUAGUGAAGGGUGUAGAUUUUGGUAGCCACGGUGGCUACUAAACAAGUAGUAAUCACCCUAACUCAUCCCGCCCUUUCCCGGAUGACCUCAUGACACCCCCAAUGACCGCCCCUGCUCUUAUCUCCCUCUUCUUCGCUCAUUCGUGUUGAAUUUUUUUUUUCAACUUUAAAGGGGUCGUUUGGAAGUUGCGAUUGUUAAAUAAAUGUAUUGUUGAGAAUGCAUGUAUAAUAUUAUACAUGUAUUGUCGAAUUUGAUGCAUUGUAGAAUACAACAUUUGGUAUGUGUGAUUGUGUAUGUCGCAUCAGCUAAAAGCUGAGACAAAACAAUCUCAACUCAACUUUCUCAACAAUCACAACUAAAAGUUGAGAUAUAACAAUCACUCAAAAUGAGUGACAGUUUCUGUCACAUCACAGAAACAAUCCAUGUAUUGUUUCUGCUAAAAAACAAAAAAAUGAUGCAUUGUAAACAAUACAUGCAUAAUAACAAUCUCAACAAAACAAUCGCAACUUCCAAACGACCCCUUAGGUUACCUAAAAAAAUUUGAAUGAUCCAUCCAUAAAUAGUUGUCUAAUUUGAUAUAUUAAAAGAUAUUUGUUAAAACUAUAAAACACAAAAUCGUAUUUCAUAAUUUCUUCAUAAUAUCAAAAGGACACGUAGGUUUAAGUCCAGGGUGAGAUUUAUUAGAUAACAACGUCGGCUCCACUCCACCCGCGCCACGCCAACGACAGAAAUCAUGGUUACCAAUUCUCCCAGCCUGCCUCUCUCUCUCUCAUGGCCACCCUCUUCCCGAAAAGCACAAUUCCUUCAUUUCCCACAAAAUACUAACGAUAAUGAUAAUUAAUCUCCGUCAAUGAAUUCGUUUUCACGCAGCCAAAUCCAACCAAAAUAGCGUUUUACAGAUAACGACGAUACGGCAAUCAAACCCAAGAAGAAGAAGAAGAAGCAAAGUUCUAUUAAUUUCCAUCUCUCUGAUCCUCCCAACUGAAUCGUACGGUGAAAACAGCCCUUUCCCUUUCCCUUUCCCUUUCCCUUCCUCAUCGUCAUUGUCGUCCUUGAGAAGCGUGCCGUCUUGCUUUGCUUGACCCACCACCGAAAAACAGAAAGAGGGAAAAGAAAAUUUCCGUCUUUGAGCGAUCUCCCCUGCAUUGGAGCCAAACAGAGCCUUAAUUCUUUGAGCUGCUGACGAGAGAGAGGAGAGGAAACAUGGAGGAAGCAAGAGGGGUGACGAGUGCUGCCCAGCGUCGCAUGAGGGCUAUUCGCGAUCACCUCACCGGAGAUUCUACCUCGUCGACGACUCAGCUGGUUCAGAGUCCCACCGCCGGCGAGUUUUUCUCAGAGCAGGGUUACAGUGCAGUCCUUCCAGAGAAACUGCAGACUGGCAAGUGGAAUGUUUACAGAUCUGCAAGGUCUCCUUUGAAGCUUGUAUCUAGAUUCCCUGAUCACCCCGAAAUCGGCACAUUGCAUGAUAACUUUGUGCACGCUGUCGAUACAUUUCGAGACUACAAGUACCUUGGGACGCGAAUUCGAGUCGAUGGAACUGUCGGAGAGUACAAAUGGAUGACAUUUGGAGAAGCAGGCACCGCAAGAACAGCUAUAGGGUCCGGCCUAAUGUAUCAUGGAAUCGAGAAGGGUGCUCGUGUCGGAUUGUACUUUAUCAACAGACCAGAAUGGCUUAUUGUUGACCAUGCCUGCUCUGCAUACUCUUAUGUAUCAGUUCCACUAUACGACACUCUUGGUCCGGAUGCUGUCAAGUACAUUGUAAAUCAUGCUGUUGUACAAGCCAUUUUCUGUGUGCCUGAAACCCUGAAUUCUUUGCUGAGCUUUCUGUCAGAGAUUCCAUCUGUUCGGGUUAUUGUGGUUGUUGGGGGGAUCGACGAUCAAAUGCCAUCUCUUCCAUCAUCAACUGGCGUUCAGGUUGUAACCUAUUCAAAGCUGCUCACCCAGGGUCGCAGUAAUCUUCACCCUUUUUGCCCACCAAAACCAGAAGAUACUGCUACAAUCUGCUACACAAGUGGCACCACCGGGACACCGAAGGGGGCUGUACUGAGCCAUGAGAAUCUGAUUGCUAAUGUGGCUGGGGCCACAUUAACCACUAAGUUCUACCCAUCAGAUGUUUACAUAUCAUAUCUACCUUUGGCACACAUUUACGAGCGGGCGAAUCAGGUCAUGACGGCGUAUUUCGGAGUAGCUGUUGGAUUCUACCAGGGGGAUAACUUGAAACUGAUGGAUGAUCUGGCUGCACUUAGACCUACUAUAUUCUGCAGCGUCCCUCGGCUCUACAAUAGAAUAUAUGCCGGUAUUACUAACACUGUGAAGAGUUCUGGCGGACUAAGGGAGAGGCUAUUCAAUGCUGCAUACAAUGCCAAAAAGCAGGCCUUACAGAACGGAAAAAAUGCAUCUCCAAUGUGGGACAGAUUGGUGUUCAACAAGAUCCGUGAGAAACUUGGGGGACGAGUUCGGUAUGUUGUCUCAGGAGCUUCACCAUUAUCUCCUGAUGUCUUGGAGUUCAUGAAGAUCUGCUUUGGUGGAGAAGUUAUCGAAGGGUAUGGAAUGACAGAAACUUCAUGUGUCAUUACUGUCAUGGAUUUAGGUGACAACCAAGUGGGCCACGUCGGCUCUCCUAAUCCAGCUUGUGAAGUGAAGCUUGAGGAUGUUCCAGAAAUGAACUACACUUCUCAGGAUCAGCCCUAUCCACGCGGCGAAAUAUGUGUGAGGGGUCCCAUCGUCUUCCAGGGCUAUUAUAAAGACGAAACUCAAACGAGAGAAGUGAUCGAUGGAGAAGGUUGGCUACACACUGGAGAUAUUGGAUUAUGGCUACCAGGAGGACGUCUGAAGAUCAUUGACAGAAAGAAGAACAUUUUCAAGCUAGCCCAAGGAGAGUACAUUGCUCCCGAGAAGAUAGAGAAUGUGUAUGCCAAGUGCAGAUUUGUUGCUCAAUGCUUCAUCUAUGGUGAUAGUUUCAACUCUUCUUUGGUAGCUGUUGUUGCUGUUGACCCAGAUGUGUUGAGAGAUUGGGCUGCCUCUCAGGGACUCAAGCACAACGAUUUGGAGCAACUAUGCAAUGAUCCAAGAACAAAAGCAACUGUAUUAGCGGAGAUGGAUGCUAUUGGUAGAGAAGCUCAGCUACGAGGGUUUGAGUUCGCGAAAGCUGUGACGUUGGUGGCAGAACCGUUUACAUUAGAGAAUGGACUGCUCACACCAACUUUUAAGAUAAAGAGAGCUCAAGCGAAGGCAUACUUCCAGAGUGCGAUAACAGAAAUGUACAAAGAGCUUGCUGCAUCUGAAACGCCUGCUAAGUCAGCAUUAUGACACUACGCAGAAUCGAAAUCAAGAAUUAUAUGACCGAUUCUCAUGGAUCGAAAUGUUCAUCGCCUGAGCCUUCUUUGAAACUACAGAAGUGAAAUCCAUUGGCAUAUUACUUUGUGCUUGGUCCUCUGGCUAUGGCCUGAGAAUAUUAGUGUCCAUUACUUGUUUAUUAUUGACAGAUCUCAUUAGAAGCUAUACAGUAUACAUACUGUAAAUUGAGGGAAAAUUGAAUGAUGGGCGGGUAGGAUGGAUGGAUGAAUGGUUGGUUGGUUGAAGCGUGCUAAACUUUCACUUCUGGUGGUGAGGGGCUGUUCUCCGCUGCCUUUCCUAGGCCAUCAGUUCAGUUUUUCCCUGUCAUAUUUUCAAUUUCAACUGUCUCAUACUGGCCUUUGUUUGUGCUUCUGCAUCGAAAAGUUCGUGGUCUGAAUCUUUAUGGAACGAUAGAAGUGAAAUCAAUUGAUAUACAACUUUAUCCUUGAUCAUCUGGUUCUUUUUUCUUCAUAUAGAGAUUACAAGAAGGAAAAUAUUUAUAAGUCACCCAACAAAAUUUCUAGUAAUUUUGGAAUCACUCGCAAUCGUCGACAAAGAGUCUAACUGUCGAUGCAAAGCUUGUUUUGGCACUAAAUCAACAGUUAAUAUAUAUAAAGUUUAAGCAGGGUUACUAUUGCCUAACUUCCCAUAGAGCUUUGCUAAAGUACACUAUUGUAAUUUGUUUUAGUAACCUAUAAGCUAAUGGAAACAAACCUAAUAUAAAACUUUAUAGACCAACCAGGCAACUACUGCUCCCUAAUAACAAUCCUGUUGUAGUUGUUCCUAUCUUACACCACCUUUUUGCACUCCCAUUACCUAGUCAUCCAAUGUUUUUUAGAGAAUAAAAAUUUAGUUUUCAGCCGAUUUUAUUGCAUGUAUUUAAGUUCCUAUUUUUAGAUGUAGUUUUUCCUAUUUUAUCUUUAUGCACUUGCCUUAUCUUGGUCAUCACAUAUUUUUCACUUACUUUAUCUCUGUCAUCCAAAAUUUUUCUCUAUCUGUUUCUCGAUUUGAGAAUCAAGAUUGAUUCAUGUGUCAUCUUUGUGGCAACAUAUCGGUGGGUUUUUUUUUUUGCCAAUACUGUUUCCUCUUCUAUUUGAACAUGAGAAUAUUCAUCUUCAUUGUGUUGUUUUAUGAAUUUUCCUAACACUCUCCUCAAUUUAAAAAUCACGAUGGUUCCCUAUUGUUUCAUUAUAUCCCUACGUGCUUCUUGAUUUGAGAAAGAUGAUAGUUCAUAAACUCAUUAAUUAAUUUCUACUCGCGUUGCUCGAUCGUCACAGUUUUCUUUAACAAAACAAAUAUUUUAAACCCGUUAUUUCAUGUACUUUUUCAAACAAACUUCUCCUCUUAAAAAAAAACCCAUGGACCUUGACCAAGGAGUCGCUAUAUUCACAUCAUCAUUGUAAAAUUUUCACCAUUCAAUGAAUGUCUAUUGCCCGA
Molecule: messenger RNA, 5344 nt
Organism: Linum trigynum
Lineage: Eukaryota; Viridiplantae; Streptophyta; Magnoliopsida; Malpighiales; Linaceae
Source: the annotation of a GenBank genome assembly